GAGGAGGGCGGCUUGCGCGACCUGCUGGCCUCGCUGCCGGAGCGGCACCCCGAAUCCAAGGCGGCCCUGCGCCGCCGCCAGCAUGCGCAGUUUGGCCGCUGGUGGGCCCAGCUGCGCGCCGGCAACUCCCUGCUGCUCUACGGCUUCGGCUCCAAGCACGACCUGCUGUCCCGCUUCGCCCGCCAGCAGACCGGGGACGGCGCCUGCCUGGCAGUAAACGGCCUGCACCCGGGCCUCACCGCCAAGCAGGUGCGGGCCGGGCUGGUGCCGCCUGCUCGCACGUGCUGGACCCGGUUGAAAGCCUGCUGGGCCUGCUGGGACCGGCAGAGCUGGGCCGCUCACUACCGCGGCUGCUCCAAGGAUGACAUGCUGGAGCUGGUGGGCAGGGACCAGCGGCGGCUCUACCUGGUGCUCCACAACAUCGACGGCCCCGGCCUGCGCGACCACAGCGCGCAGCGGGUGCUGUCUGAGCUGGCGGCGCUGCCAAACGUGCACCUGGCGGCCAGCGUGGACCACGUCAAUGCUGCGCUGCUCUGGGACCAGCAGGUGUGUUGUACGCGGGACCGCUUCUCCUGGGUGUGGCACAACGCCACCAACUACGAGCCGUACCACCGGGAGGUCGGCUAUGCAGGUGAGGGCAGAGGGGGUGGAGCGAGGGCGGGAGUGAUGCAGAGCGCGACGGUGGUGCUGGCCAGCCUGUCGCACAGCGCGCGGGAGGUGUUCCGCCUCGUGGCCGACGCCCAGCUGGAUCCCUCCGGCGAGCAGGGCGUCACCUUCCAGCGCCUGUUCCAGCAGUGCCGGGAGCGGUUCCUGGUGUCUAACGAGAUGCUGCUCAAGGCCUUCCUCACUGAAUUCCGGGACCACGAGCUGCUGCAGACCAAGCGCGCCUCGGACGGCUCCGAGCUGCUGCACGUGCCUCUGGGGGAGGAGGUGCUGCAGCAGGUGCUGCAAGACAUGGAUGCCAUGGGCUGA
Molecule: messenger RNA, 972 nt
Organism: Chlorella variabilis
Lineage: Eukaryota; Viridiplantae; Chlorophyta; Trebouxiophyceae; Chlorellales; Chlorellaceae
Exons: 7
Biological process (GO): DNA replication
Cellular component (GO): nuclear origin of replication recognition complex; nucleus
Molecular function (GO): DNA replication origin binding
Source: RefSeq, a predicted model, not a curated record